Messenger RNA from Dufourea novaeangliae, 502 nucleotides. Its product is annotated as ribonuclease H2 subunit C. Gene Ontology annotation, biological process: RNA catabolic process. Gene Ontology annotation, cellular component: ribonuclease H2 complex. The transcript is spliced from 3 exons. NCBI's taxonomy places the organism in Eukaryota, Metazoa, Arthropoda, Insecta, Hymenoptera, Halictidae. The record is from RefSeq and is a predicted model, not a curated record. The coding region runs from base 2 to 400 and encodes 132 amino acids.
CAUGGCUAUACGUUUACACCUGAAACACGAUGUAUCCGAAACGAAAGAAAAUAUAUUGCAUUUAAUGCCGUGCAAAAUUCAUGGCAAUGAAUCUGCAAAUGUUUCAUCCUAUUUUACACCUUACAUUCGAAAAGUUGACAAUGAACAUUACAAUUCUUCAUUUCGUGGAUAUCCCCUUCAUGGAAGAAAGGUGACAAUACCUUCUGGAUAUAAGGGUGUCACAUUUCUUGAACACAAGAAACCUGAAGUAGAAAAUGUGGAACGAAAUUUAUAUUCCACAGGAACAUUUUCAUACUUUACCUAUUGGAACUAUGAUAAAAUCCCAUCUAAGAAUGAUGCUUUAGCAGCAGCAAUUGAUUGGAUUGACAUAGCUGAAGCACUACAUUCUACAGAAUCAUAAUUGAAAUAAUAACAUUUAACAACCAAAAUGCAAGACAGUCUUGUUACGUAAUUAAAUUAAAACUAUUUUUGUAUUUUCUUUUAAAGAGAAAUAAUAAUAAAU